This is a messenger RNA of Aspergillus tanneri, 1260 nucleotides long. Its product is annotated as diacylglycerol/lipid kinase family protein. Gene Ontology annotation, cellular component: cytoplasm; membrane; intracellular membrane-bounded organelle. The transcript has a single exon. NCBI's taxonomy places the organism in Eukaryota, Fungi, Ascomycota, Eurotiomycetes, Eurotiales, Aspergillaceae. Gene Ontology annotation, biological process: sphingosine biosynthetic process. The record is from RefSeq and is a predicted model, not a curated record. Bases 1 to 1260 code for a protein of 419 amino acids.
AUGUUAUUCCUUCGGGGAGGGCACAAGAAUGCUAAAUGUGGCCCUGAAGAUGUUCACGCGCACCUUGAAAGUAUCCAGCUUGUUUCUUUGCCAUCUACGGUGCUGACAUCUUACCUUUGCCCAAACAUUCCCCAUUGGCUUAAACCUUGCAGCGGCGAGAGUAUGAAUGUCCAUGUUAUCAUAUCCACACUCUCAGGCACAGGAAUGGCCAAAAAUUUUUACCAGUAUAUUUUGCAACCAUUUCUGGUUCAGAUUGGAUUGGUAGAUUAUAAAGUCCAUGAAACAAAGUCUGCACAAACUAUUAUUAGGCUGUGCAAGUCACAGUUUAUUCCUGUUGCUCAGUCUGGAGUCCCGCAAUUGUUAAUUCUUCUCUCCGGGGAUGGUGGUCUCAGUGACAUUGUCGACACUUUUCACAGCGCUACAGCAGCACUGUUGGCCCCGCCUACUAUUGCUUUGAUCCCGGCGGGCACAGGAAAUGCAAUGGCAAGCUCCAUGCAAUUAAAUUCACACAUAAGUUCUGGGUUGGUGACAUUGCUGCGAGGAAGACCAAAGCUCGUACCAACCUUUAUUGCCGCAUUUUCUCCGGGCGCGCAGCAUAUCACUGAAGAAGGUCAUUCCCGAACUAGUAUACUUGGCAACUCACGUCAAGAAGGUGAUUGCCCGAAAAUCCGCGGUGCGGUUGUUGUGAGUUGGGGUAUGCAUGCGGCAUUAGUUGCCGAUAGUGAUACCACAGAGUAUCGCAGGUUCGGAUCGGAUAGGUUUAAAAUGGCUGCAAAUGAGCUCCUCUUUCCCUCGAAUGGUACCGAAACACACAAGUAUGCUGGCACAAUCACUCUUACCAAGUGGGACAGACAAACAGAUAGUCGAUAUAUGGAAACUGUGAGCAAUAAGGAGCACAUGUAUGUGUUAGCAACCUUGUUACCGAGACUUGAAAAGGAUUUUAUGAUUUCUCCUAAAUCGAAGCCGUUGGACGGCAGUCUUUGGUUUGUCCAUUUUGGUCCAAUGCCUCCAGAACAAGCUAUGCAGUUGAUGACCCAUGCAUAUUGUGGGGGUCAGCAUGUUGGUGAGGAGGGUGUUUUUUAUUCGGAGAUUGAAGGAUUUAAAAUUGAGUUUAAUGAAAUAGAUGAGAGAUGGAGACGUGUGUGCAUUGAUGGGAAGAUUGUUGUUGUUGAAAAUGGGGGCUGGAUGGAAGUAAGGAAAGAAGUUAAACAUGCAGUUAACAUUCUAGCCCCUCCAGGUAUUGAUGAUAUUAGACAUUGA